Messenger RNA from Gadus chalcogrammus (walleye pollock), 2062 nucleotides. Its product is annotated as segment polarity protein dishevelled homolog DVL-3. The transcript has 15 exons. Gene Ontology annotation, cellular component: cytosol. Gene Ontology annotation, biological process: canonical Wnt signaling pathway; intracellular signal transduction. The record is from RefSeq and is a predicted model, not a curated record. The coding region runs from base 212 to 2062 and encodes 616 amino acids. NCBI's taxonomy places the organism in Eukaryota, Metazoa, Chordata, Actinopteri, Gadiformes, Gadidae. Gene Ontology annotation, molecular function: frizzled binding.
GACACACUGGUCCAGAUGAUGAUGGUGAUGGAGAAGAUGCAGACAAGAUGGUGUUUGUUAAUUGAACCUCGUUCCACUGAAAUACAGAGUACAUCUCAAAUAUAACCAUCCGGUUAGCCGCCGGUUUCUCUCAGACGGUAGCCGCUUGGAGUCUUGAGCAGGUAGGGACUGAGCAGCACACCGGGCCUCGGCCCUCCCCGUUCCCCCCGUGAUGGGAGACACCCGUGUCAUCUACCACCUGGACGGCCAGGAGACGCCCUACCUGGUCCGGCUCAGUGUACCCGCUGACCGCGUCACCCUCGGGGACUUCCGGAGCGCUAUCAACAAGCCGAACUAUAAGUUCUUCUUUAAGUCUGUGGACGUGGAUUUCGGGGUGGUCAAAGAGGAGAUUACCGAUGACAACGCUAAACUGCCAUGUUAUAAUGGCCGAGUUAUAUCCUGGCUGGUUGCAGGUGAUGGUGUUGAGCCGGAAGAUCUGACUUCUGAAGCCCCGCCCACUCCCCCUCUGGCCCCGCCUCCCCUGGAGAGAACAGGCGGCCUUGGAGAUUCCAGACCCCCCUCUUUCCAUGCUUCUGCCGGGAACCAUGAGGCGGGUGAACGGGGCGAGAGACCAUCAGGGAGAGAGGAUCUCGAGAGAGAGGGAAAGAGAGAGAGGCGGUUGGAGAGGGAGAAGGAUCAGCAGAGAGAUGGGAAGAGAGAGAGGCUGCGACCGAGAGAUGGACGCCACCUCCACCCUCAGCUCCCCGAGGGGGCGGAGCCUGGUGACGGUGACAGCUCUUCAAGCCUGCUCAGCAGCCAAUUAGAGACCACCAGCUUCUCUGGGGAAGAGGACUCUGGAGAUAGCAGGUUGAGCCAAUCGACAGAGCAGAGUGACUCCCACCGCGUCAGGCGCCACCGCCGGCGCCGUCGAAUGGAAGAAAAACCCCACAUGGAGCGGUCUGAAUCGCAAAGCAGUGUGACUGGGUCUUCCCUGUCUCUCAACAUCCUGUCUGUCACCCUGAACACCGAGCGCUACGCCUUCCUGGGCGUGAGCCUCGUGGGCCAGAGCAGCGCGCGGGGCGACGGGGGCGUCUACAUCGGCUCCAUCAUGAAGGGCGGGGCCGUGGCCGCCGACGGACGCAUCGAGCCCGGAGACAUGCUGCUGCAGGUGAAUGACAUCACCUUUGAGAACAUGACUAACGACGAGGCCGUCAGGGUGCUGAGAGACGUUGUCCACAAACCCGGGCCCAUCACACUGACGGUUGUGAAGUGCUGGGAUCCACAGCCGGAGAACUGCUUCACCCUCGCCAGGAGUGAACCAGUGAGACCCAUCGACCCGGCAGCCUGGGUGUCACACACGGCCGCCAUGACCGGACUCCUACCCCCCCACUACGGUCAGGAGGAGGACCAUCGUCUGACCAUCCAUAGUGACAUGGCGAUUGUUGCCAAGGCGAUGGCCAAUCCCCAGUCAGGGCUCGAAGUACGGGACAGGAUGUGGCUGAAGAUCACUAUACCAAACGCCUUCAUAGGCUCUGAGGUGGUGGACUGGCUCCAGCGGAGGGUGGAGGGCUUCUCCGACCGCAGGGAGGCACGGCGCUACGCCGCUAACCUGCUAGCCUCGGGACACAUCAGACCCACCGUCAGCAAGAUCAGCUUCUCAGAGCAGUGUUACUACGCCUUCAACAAGACGGCCACAGGAGACAUGGGGCUGUCUCCAGAUGGCUGUGCUCCUCUCCAUCAGCGGGGGUCCCUCCCUGGCCAGUACCCCGUUCCUCACCCCUACGGUUCCCCCCCUCCCCCCCUGCACUCCCCCUGGGGACCCCCACGGAGCCACAAGAGUGGAGGAAGUCCUAGCAGUGGCUCUGAGCGCAGGCAGAGACAGGAACUUGCCCCUUCCCCCCUCCUGAGCAGACAGGAAGCGGGGGACCCCCCCGCUGAGGAAGGCACCCCCCAGCCUCCCUCCAGCCCCCCCUCCUCCCUUCCUGGCCGGGGUCACGACCUCUCGUCCGAGCUGCCCGCCUCGCGCCAGUCCUUCCGCCUCGCCAUCGCUAACCCCAGCGACCUCCUGCUGGACGUCAUGUGA